Messenger RNA from Miscanthus lutarioriparius, 390 nucleotides. The record is from the annotation of a GenBank genome assembly. NCBI's taxonomy places the organism in Eukaryota, Viridiplantae, Streptophyta, Magnoliopsida, Poales, Poaceae.
AUGGAGGAGAUCACCCACCACUUUGGAGUUGGCGCAAGUAGCCACAGCCACGGCCACGGCCAGCACCACCAUCACCACCACCCGUGGGCAUCCUCCCUCAGCGCCGUCGUUGCGCCGCCGCAGCAGCAACCGCCGAGCGCAGGCCUGCCGCUCACCCUGAACACGGUGGCGGCCACUGGGAACAGCAGCGCUAGCGGCAACCCGGUGCUGCAGCUUGCCAACGGCGGCGGCCUCCUCGACGCGUGCGUCAAGGCGAAGGAGCCCUCGUCGUCGUCUCCCUACGCAGGCGACCUCGAGGCCAUCAAGGCCAAGAUCAUCUCGCACCCACACUACUACUCGCUCCUCGCCGCCUACCUCGAGUGCAAGAAGGCAAGCAAGACCUUGUACUAG